Molecule: messenger RNA, 2281 nt
Organism: Dama dama (fallow deer)
Lineage: Eukaryota; Metazoa; Chordata; Mammalia; Artiodactyla; Cervidae
Gene: HEXD
Product: hexosaminidase D
Exons: 14
Coding region: 641-2080 (479 amino acids)
Biological process (GO): carbohydrate metabolic process
Molecular function (GO): hexosaminidase activity
Source: RefSeq, a predicted model, not a curated record
CGAAGCGACACCCUCAGCCUUCAACCUCCGGGCUGGUGACCAGGCCUGAGCAAUCGGAGGUCGAGCGCCGAGCGGGGCAGGGCGGGGAUCCGAGCGCGGACCUGGCUUGCUCCCCGCGGCGCACCUGCCUUGGCCGUACCCCGCCUCCCCCGACCUCCACGGAACCUGACGAGCCUCCGAACCUUCUACUGAAGUGUGUCCUUGCCCCGCCGUGCGUGCUCUAUCGGGGUUUCCAAUUCCUCCUAGAGUCUCGAAGCCUUCUCCCCGCGGUGUCCAAGCCCUCCUCCCAGGGUCUCCGCACCCUCUCCUGUGGGAUUUCCAACGCUCCUCUCCCUGGGCCCAUGCCACACCUGAGGGCACUGGGUCCUGUUGGUGCUCAGUAUCUGUGAGGCCUGCUGUUUAGUUUACAACAUUCAGUUUCCUGUCCAGUGGGCAAGAAGUAAGAUCUUAACCAGUCCUGUCAAGAUACCUAAGAUUCUGAAUGAGUGGAAUUAGCAGUGAGGUGCAUUCAUAAGGAUUAAGUCUAAAGAAGAUUUUGCAGCAAUUUACUUUGGUAAACAACUCUGAAUGUGUCUGAAUCAGGAAGAAGUGCCCAGAAAAGAGAUUUUUUUAGUUAUAUGACUUCUCAAAAAAUAGUGAGAUGUCGGGUUCCUCACCAUUUAAGAUGCGACUAGUUCAUCUGGACCUGAAAGGAGCCCCGCCAAAGGUCUGCUACCUCUCGGAGAUUUUCCCCCUGUUCCGUGCCCUUGGUGCAAAUGGUGUCCUCAUUGAGUAUGAAGACAUGUUUCCCUACGAGGGCCACCUGAGGCUGCUGAGGGCCAAGCAUGCGUACAGCCCUUCCGAAAUCAAAGAGAUCCUGCACCUGGCCACACUGAAUGAGCUGGAGGUCAUUCCCUUGGUGCAGACAUUUGGGCACAUGGAGUUUGUGCUGAAGCAUGAGGCUCUUGCUCACCUCCGGGAAGUGGCACGUUUCCCCAAUACCCUGAACCCCCACAAAGAGGAGUCCCUGGCACUGGUCAGAACCAUGAUCGACCAGGUAAUGGAGCUGCACCCGGGCGCCCGGUGGCUCCACGUCGGCUGUGACGAGGUCUACUACCUUGGAGAGGGUGAGACCUCAAGACAGUGGUUGCAGCAGGAGCCCAACAGCAAAGCAGGGCUGUGUCUGUCCCACAUGGAGGCGGUGGCCAGCCAUGUGCAGGCCCGGUACCCCACCACAACACCCCUGAUGUGGGACGACAUGCUGCGGGACAUCCCCGAGGACCAGCUCUCAGGGUCGAGGGUACCACAGCUGGUGGAGCCUGUGCUCUGGGACUACGGGGCUGACCUGGACAUCCACGGCAAAGCGCUCCUUGUGGAGAAGUACCGGAAGAGCGGCUUCUCCUGGCUCUGGGCCGCCAGUGCCUUCAAGGGGGCCACAGGAGUGAACCAGAGCCUGACCCCCAUUGAGCACCACCUCAGAAACCACCUGCAGUGGCUGCAGGUGGCGGGCAGCGUGCCAGCUGACACGCUGCGGGGCAUCAUCCUGACUGGCUGGCAGAGGUAUGACCACUUCUCCGUGCUGUGCGAGCUGCUGCCCGUGGGAAUCCCGUCCCUGGCUGUCUGUCUGCAGGCGCUGCUGCACGGAGACUUUGCUGAAAAUGUCAAAGCAAGAGUGGAGAACUUUCUUGGGGUUUCGAGCCUGGAGGAAAUGGAUUUUAGGAGUGAGGGCGCCAGCUCCUUCCCUGGCAGCGACAUCCUGGCCCUCGUCAUACAAGUCAGCCUCCAUCUGUGCAGCUCCGUGGAUGCGCUGCUGGAGAGGGACAGGUACGUGACCGGCUGGUUCAGCCCCUACCAUCGCAGGAGGAAGCUCAUCCAUCCCGUCAUGAUCGAGCACAUCCAGCCCCAGGCACUCAGUCUCCUGGCCAGGUGGGAUGCCCUCGCAGGGGACCUGGAGGCUGCCCUGCAGCGUGUCUUCUACCCGGACACGGUGGAGGAGUGGCUGGAGGAGAACGUGCACCCCAGCCUGCGGCGGCUGCAGGCUCUGCUACAGGACCUGGGUGAGGCGGCCGGCCCCAGGCAGGACUCAGGUCAGGACCCCUGAGGGGAGAGGCCAAGAACAGGCUUUCAGCAGCCCAGCACCCUUGUCUAGCUGCAUCCAGCCCUAUGUGCCCCUCCUGAGUCCUGGACAGCCAUGCCAGCGGGCAGCAGCCACAGAGUAAAUAUGGAAGGAAAACGCCCCCUGGGCCUAUGCAGUGAUCAGCAUUAGAACUUUCUUUUGAAAUAAAAAGGAGAGUGGAAUCCA